This is a messenger RNA of Klebsormidium nitens, 12382 nucleotides long. The record is from the annotation of a GenBank genome assembly. NCBI's taxonomy places the organism in Eukaryota, Viridiplantae, Streptophyta, Klebsormidiophyceae, Klebsormidiales, Klebsormidiaceae.
AACAGGUUUGCUUCUUCAGUGCAGUAAGAAGCGACAACAAGAGACUGCACUGGCUUUGAGGAGCUGGAGAAGGUCCCUUAUAUCUGCUGAAGCGUAUGCGACCAGGAAUCGGGGUCUUCCCAGAGUGGGUGUGAGCACGUCCAUGUAAUGGGGCCUCGCACGUGAGUCGCAGCAAAGUUGAUCCAAGCAUGGAGGGCAACAAGAGAGGAGAGACUUUUCGCCCGGUGUCCGCCCGAGCUGGGAGCAGGAACAAUUCACGACAAGGCCCAAAACAAACCUCAGAGACAGCUCCUAUAGUUGGUAGGAGAAUCACCAAUCCGACGGUGAGCUGGAACUUGGGCGCCCUAACCGCCCGGGUAACCCAGCCGGUCAGCGAGUCGGCUGGAGAGCAGCAAGCGGUGUCGGACCAGAGGAGAGAGUCUGCAGGCCUUUUGGGGGCUGAACGAACAGAAGAGGUCCCCUUGGAAUUAGGGGCGGAGCGAAUCUCUGCGCUGGUGGAGGGCAACCGAGAGGCCUUGUAUCAGCAGAGGCUGCUCGAGCUGAGGCAGAAGGCGCUGGACAUCAUGAACGGAAACAGGGCCUCAGAGUUGCCACCUAGUACAGCCCAAAGGAGUGAGCCAGAACUGGGGAACGGACAGCACAUUGUGGCACCACCUGAAGCGAAUGGGAUGCGCAUUCCGCGCGCAGAGGCUGUGCUGACAACUGCAAAAGUACAGGAGACGGCGGGUAAGAAGCCGGUCCAGAAGUCACCCCCCCAGAAGAAGCAAAUAAAGGCGAAUGUCCGGCCGCUCAGCUCGCUACUGAAGGAGAGCCAGGACCGGCUCGCAAACAUUCACCGGCUCUUAGACGCGGCCACGGAGGAGUCUCUCUUUGCGCCGCAACGGCCGCAAACGGAGUCUGCAGAGAAGUGGGAUGCGGGAGAAGAAGCGGCUCAAAGCAGGGGGCCUGGAACUCCAGCAGGUGGUUCCAUCCCCUUUGUAAUCCAACCUGCCGGCCCGCCUCCUGACUAUGUGAGCCCUGAGCUCGUGCACAUUAUCCAAGCAAACGCCCCAGAUCAUCUGGACCUAGUUGACCCAACUACCACCCGGAAGGCGAAGCGAGACUCAAAUGGCACGUAUGAAAACGGGGCCCACAGAACGGCUCCAAAAUCGCAGCAGUUUGCCCAGGCUCGUCAAGCGAACAGUCCCGUCAGAGUUGGCGCGGUAUUGUCAAAUGAUGGAAAGCGGAGGAGAGCAGUAGAUGCGGCCGGGGAUCAGGAACUACGGUUUGUAAGUGGACGGUCCGAACGGGCAGCGAAAGUCGAGGCCCUGCUCGUGAAGAUCCAGGAGCGCAACUCGAAGAUUGCAGUGCAGAAGGCUGCGACCGAGGAAGGACGCGCUGCAAAUCAGGGCCUUUUGAGGCAAUAUGGGGGAUCCCUUCAGAACGCGGGUGCGGAUCAGAACCGAGUGGGUAACCGCUCACCGGACAGAGGGCCGGGGGGCUAUGGUGACAUAAGAGGUGACGAGGGGAUGAGCGGUGGGCGGGCGAGCGUGGUGGGGCGCUCGAGGAGCGCGCCGCAUCAGCGGCCGGUCAGUCGCGGGGCGACACCUCGGAAAGGAAGGAGAAGCUCGGACGAUUCUGAGCUGGGCGGUCGGAUAGCUACGGACGGCGCCGCUGCUGUGGCGGACGAGAGGGCAGCGGGUCAGAAGCAAACAAAACCAAGGGUCUCUACGGAGGAAGCAUCGGGUUUGCCAGGAGAAAGGAAAGCGGCAUGGGCGGAGAAAGCAAGCGGCAAGCUAAAACCAAAGCGGAAGUUUGCGGGGACCCGGGCUAGACCAGCCGGUGUAAAUAUCCCCGACAUCCUCAACCUCCAGGGGCCUGGAACCGUUUCUGGGGGCGUGGAAGUUGGCGAAAAGGCGUCCGGAGCUGUGCUCAGCACAGGGGUCAGUACGUCUGUUAGACUGACCGAGUUCGGACAGUCCGUAACCAGCCCAACGCUGUCCGGAUGGUCGCAGGACGAGGUGGGGGUCGAGCAUACGUGGCUGUACAGUGCGAACAGCCACGGGCUUGCUGUGAAUAAGGGGGAUGCUCACGGCAUCGCGGAACAAGGCCUUGUCGGAGCAGAGGCGGGGCCGGCAGGAAGGAGUGUUUUUAAUAACGCUGGGCCAAAACAGGGCCUGGCGAGUCUGGCGCAAGCUGCAACUGAAGGCCCUGUUCUUGCUGGGGUCGGCGAGCGGCCUGCAUUUUACCCUGGGGAGUUAAGGAGAGGCGGGGUAGAACAGGGCCUUGAGGAAGGAGGCCAGCUGGCAAGCCCGCUCGUGCAAACGUUCGCUCUCGGAAGGGGCCUACCGACACAGGUUCCGAACGAGUUGGACAAUUCGAAUUGGGGGGGUGCAGAAAGUGCGAAAACCGCCCCUCUGGUUGGUGUGCUGGUGAACGGGGGGAUCCCCUCUGUUCUCGGUCCGGCGAAUGCGGGGACAACCGUCGGCAUCGCACUCGCCGGUAUCCAGGAGAAAGCCCGAGAACAGGUCCGGUCGGCGCUCGCGAAACGGCCGCAAAGCGCGCCGAGUGUGAAACGGCCCAGUCAAAAUUCCAAACCCCAGUCCGUGCCCCAGCCGCACCCCAUCUUCGGGGCUCGUUCUCACCCCUUCCUUCGAGCGCCCCCCUCCAAGGGCCCGUUCACACCCCCUUCGCAGCUCAGUGUGAACAGGCCCCCGGGCGAGCGAAGGAAGAGCACCGGGGGGGCUGAUUUGGCGGGAGCAAAGCGACCCCUAUCUGCGCAGAGCCGGUUGGGAGGGGAGGAGGCGCAAGAGUUGGGAACGCGAAAGAGUCGGCUGAGUGGAGAACGUUUGGACGAGGUGCGUGCCUUCAUGAUUGCCCAGCAAAAGGCUCGCAAAACGCAGGAAGCGAGGGAACGCGAGAUGCGGCGUGCGGCCGAGGAGGAGCGGUCGAAACAGCUCAAGGCCCUCGAGCAACACUAUCCGAAAGUCUCUCCAAAGCCCUCCCCGCCUAAGACCCGCCCCGACUGGAACACCUCCGUCACGCCCCCCGAGCACACCCCUCCUCCACAGCAAAACGACCACCCCGAGACGGACAGCGUGCUAGCUGAGCAAGGGACCGUUCUUGGAGAAGACCCGGAAAACAUCGCUACCAGAAUUUCCGCAAAGACCUCUGUUCCACGCCCCGGAAUCGCGCCCCACAAUUCGGUCCUCAACGCAGCCAGCAAGCCGGGGUUGAGCAUUCUUCCAGGUUCUGCGCCGGGUUUCGCUGCGGGGUUCACGGGGGUUUCGACAGUGGUUAGGCGAGCAGGGACGAGGGUUCAGCCGUUGCCUAGCAAGACGGCUUUGAAAGUAUCAACCGCAGAAUCAGUGGAGGCGACUCUCAAGUCGUGGGUAGGGGGCCACGCGGUAAAGCGGCCGCCGAGCGAAGCCACUAAACCCCUCAUAAGCCCUGCGAGGAGCCCGGUAACCCGAGCCAAACCUCCGGCAAACCCUUCUGGGGUCCAGGCUGUGAGAAGCCCUGUCCGAGACUCUCGACCCGUCCGAAACGCUGACCGCGUUCCAAAUUCUGAGACUGUCCGGAAACCUCAGCUCGUUCGAACGUCCGAGACCGUCCAAAGCCCCGAAAACGUACGAUUUCUCGAGUCCUCACAACACCUCGAACCCGUCCGAAAGUUGGCUGAUCUCAGUGGGGCUCCUGUACACCUUCUGAGUUUUGCCACUUUGGCCAACCUAGAGACGCCGAUGACGUCAGCUUGGUCCGAGGGACUGGCGCUGAUAUCAGCAGGGGUCGGGGAGGGAGCGGAGCUGGCGGGUGACGACAUUGUGGAGCCUGAGAAGUCUGUUGGGGGCAUCGGACUGGGCGCAAAUAUUGGGACGCCUGAGAGACUUGCCCCAAGAGCAGAGUCGCUGGGCGCAGUUCCUGAAACCGUGCUGCAAACAGGCUGGUUAGAUCCAGGGUUUGCGGCUAACCCAUCAGCAAGCGCAGAAGAGAUUGGGGACCGAAGAAGGCCAUCUUUGACCGUAGACAUCACGGGCGCGGUUGCGGACGCGGUCGGGGUGGCUCUGUCCGGAAGGGCGACCAUGUCGGGGCGGAAGAGAGGGGAGGCAGUCGAGGAGGAGCGGCCGCGGUCGCCGAUUCCGGACGCGAAGGCGCGGCUGGCGAUGAUGAAAGAGUACGGACGUCAGCAGCGGCAAAGGCGGGCUGCCCUUGACGCGGUUCGACGGAAAAAGGAGCACGAGCGCAAGUUGGCCGCCCAAGCGCUGCGGCGCAAGCAGGCCGAGCGUGCGCGCCAGGCAGAAGCUGCACGGAAGCCCCGAAGCAGCGGAACGCGGCCGGAAUCCGGCGUCCGGAGGAGCUCGAGGCCGUCCGUUAGCAGCUUCAUCGCGGCCAAACGGAAGAAGGAAGCGUCCGAACGAAGCGUGCGGUCGUCCGAACGAGCGCUUAAGGCGUCCGAAGGAGCGCCCAUAGCGUCGGACUCAGCUCAUGUAAUGUCCGACGAUUUCGUGAUGGAAGGCGGCGGUGGCACGCACACAGCAAUCAAUUGGACUGGCUAUGGGAUGGAGCGGAUGAGUGUGAAAAGCCCGCCCCUGCGAGGGCAGCGUCCGGCAAACUGGCCGGACGGUCGCCGGAGCGUCCGAACCCAAGCGCCGGUCCCAGCACAUCCGGAAGUGUCCGAAGAAGGGCCGUUCAGCGACGGGAACCGGGGCGGGACGCGCCACGUCAUCACCGAAGGGAUCCCAGUCCACGCUGACGUCAGCGAAGCCAAUCCGGCGGCGCCACAGGGCCGGCCGGGGACGGCGCCGAGCCGGAUUGCGGGCACGUUCGUUCGGACGCUUGGGGCCGUCCGGACGGAGCGGUCCGAACGGCAGGGAGAGUUGCUGAGCCCAUGGAGCGUGCCGAGCAUCGAGGAGAGCCUGCUGUUCGAUGGGACCUAUGAGGAGGUGCCACGUGGCAGGAGCGGGAGGGCGCUCAGCGCUACCAAGAUGCUGCAGUCGGACGGGCCCGUGGUGAUGACGUGGCAGCGUCCGGAGCCGCGGCAGGGCGGAUGGGUCGGGGGGUCGGAGUCCGAGAUUGCAGAAUCGGACGUCCGAACGGGGGUGGAAAAGUUUCUGGCGGCGAAGCCACGGGUCAAGCGAAACGGAAAGCCGGUUAGGGGCCUGGUUAAGAAGGUUAGCGUGCCAAAAGAGGCGAGCUUUGCGUCCGACUUCGAUGCGGACACGGAGAGCCUGACCCCGGACUCGGUCGUUGAUGCUGCGUCCGAACCGGACCGGUUAAGGCGGCGGUUAGCGCGCAAACGGCGGGGCGCAAAAUGGCCCCACGGGGAGGGUUGGGAGCGCGAGGUUUUGGCAAAGGCAGAAACUGACCGGCGGUUGGAUGUGCUGAAGGAAAUGGCGGCUCGGAUCGCGAAGCGGCUGGAGGCGCUCGCGUUUUCCGGGGGGGAGGGUUCGCGGGCGGAACUAGCCCCCGAGAUCGAGGCGAUUGUUGGCCAGGCGGAGAAGCUGCUGAGGGGGGUCGAUUCUAGGGGGAGGAAUGGGGAUGACGACCCCCCCGGCAAGGCGAAGAGGCCAAAGAAGAAGCGGAAGGGGCACAAGCGGGGGGUUUCGGAGUCGAGAGCUUUGGGAGGUCUAGGCAGCCCGCUUGCAAGCAAGCGGCUGAGUGCGAGUCCGGAAAAGACGGGUGCUCGUUCCAGGCGGAAAUCAAUUGAGGCAGCCGCCGAGAAGGGGCCGCGAACGGGUGCCAGAUCCAGAGACGCGGCGCCAGCAGUUGCUGACGUCACGGUGACGUCACUGGCGGCGGCUUCGGAGCGGGCGUUCUCCGACGACGCCUCCCUCUUCAGUCCGGUGGGCGGGUCAGAGAAUGCGCUCUCGGUGGGUGUGAACAGCGACAGGGCACUCAGGCAUAGCCCCAACGUGCAGACUGCCAGAGGCUUUUCACACCCGUUCCCUGAAAUUGCUCGAACUCAAGAGGCAAUGGUCACCGAGCAAGCUUCGGAGCAGGAGGGGUCAGAGAGCUCCGCUGCUGACGACUACGUGACGUCAGACGGUGAUGAGGGUGAUGACGUCAUCGCGGACCUCGACGCCGAAAUCCAACAACUGCUCCAGCAGCGGAGGCUGGCUCCAGCGGCGCGCGUUGGUACUGAUUCUGAAUCGCCGACUGGGGCGGCCGAGCCUGCGGUGUUUAGAAACGGUGCCGGUAAGCCGUCAGCAGAGCAACGGUGGGCUUCGCUGGUUGGGACCGGAGAAAGAAGCGCGUCGGAAGGCUCGGAAGAGGAAAUGGAAGAGGAGAGCUCGGAAGGGGAAGAGGGCGGCAGAGUGGCGCCGCUCGCUGAUGUCAGCAAAGGCCCACGUGGGCUCGUACAGCCGACUGACGUCAGCAGGGGCGCCCAGGGGCUCCUUUCGGACCUGUACUCGGACUCUGAGGAAGAUGAUAAGUCGGAUACAGGGCCGUCAAAAUCGGCUGACGGGCUGACGUCACACACUCGCGGCGCUAGCGUCGGACAGAUUCGUGUGUCGAAGAAGCCCGCUGGACAGGUGCCGGACGCUGACGUCUCUCGAGGGUCCGCUGACGUGAGCACGGAGCAGAAAAAGGUUACGGUGAAGCAGCUGCUCGAGGCGUCCGGGGACGCAUUGCUGGAGGAGGCCGUUCCGGUUAAGAUUCCGCCCCUCACUGAGCGGAUUCCGGCGGAAACAAAGGGGGACCGGCUGAGCAUUGUGCAUCUAUACGAGAAGCAGCUGAGGGAGCGGAUGGAGAGGCAGCAGCGGCAGUUGGCGGAACUGGAACGGAAACGGAAGGAAGAUGAGCGGAAGCGGAAGGAAGAUGAGCGGAAGGAGAGGGAGGACGCAGAACGGAAUGAGAGAGCGGAACGGGAGGAGAGGGCGGAACGAGACGAGAAAGCGAAAGUUGCAGAGGAUGAGUGGGAAAUGCCAGAGAGAGAGAAGGAGAGCAUCGAGGCAGCAACAGAGCGGAAGGAGGAAACACGAAGGGAAGAGGAGCGGAAACAGAGUGAACAGGAACGAAACGAGAAAAUGCGGAAGAAGGACCAAGAACGGAGACUUGAGGAGGCGCAAAAGAUCGAGGAGGAGGAACGGAAUGAGGUAGAGCGGAGGCGGAAGUCGGCGGAAGAACUCAGGGAGUCAGUCAGGCAGCCGGCCGUUGAAGCUCCUACGGACGAAGUCGCCAGCAAGGCGCUUCAACACUUGGUUUCGUCAACGGGGGUUUCGAACGCCGUUGCGGACGCCCCCCCGAAAAGUGUCCCGCCGUCCGAGAGCCGUCCGGAAGGAAUCAGCGCCAAGUUGGUCGAACCUACUGCAAAAACGGUCAAGGCAAGCUCCCAAGGGCCAGGAAGAGGGUUACCGGUGCCGAUUAAAGUCACCCGGACGGCUUCACCAAUCCAAGCGCGUGGUGAGAAGAAGACUAUGCGGCAGAAAGAGACAGCCGUUGCUUCUGCUGACGAGGGACACGUGGCGAAACUGGAUUUGCCAGAGUUUUUCCCGGGCGCGAAAGGAGUUCUUGACACCGGGCGAAAGGAGCUGCUGCCGAGGGCGACCCACGUGGUGGCGGCUGAGAGACGGAUGUCGCCUGAGAUGCUCGAGCAGAUGCUGCAAACCGAGGUUGCCCGGUUGGAAGAAACCGGGGCCAUCGAGCACGAGAUCGCCAGCCUGGAGCACGCCCGGGGGAUUGCGCUCGCGCACCAGGAGACCGUUUCCGUUGCGCGCCUCCUCGAGGAGGAGCGGAACGCCCAGGAGCGGAACGAGAGAGCGGAUCGGAUGUACCGCGAACAGCAGGAGAAGCUGAAGGAAACGGUGGAACGGCUGACGAGGGAGGUGGCUGCGGACGUCCGGAAGGAGAGCCUGGAGCAGAUUCGGACGGUGGCGGACGUGUUUGCGCGGGAGGUGCGGAAGGGGGCCGCGCAACAGCACCCCGCCGUAAUCAACCAGUCGGGACAGCCCUUCCGGUCGGAAAGUAGACUGGCGGAUACCGAAGGGGGCGCCCGGUUAGCGCCAACCGACCACUCGCCCGAGGACGACGCCCUGCACCAGCUACGGUUCUACUCGAGCGACGAGAGCGAGUCCGAGAGCGAAGAAAGCACCCGGGGAAAGGAUGGCGUCACGAGUGACAUGGGAGGGGCGGUUCCGGAGGAGACUGGGUCUAUCGUGCAGUCUCAGAGCUACUCGAGAGCGUUUGAGCAGAUUGAGUCGGAUAUCGGCGUUAGCGAGAGGGUUAGCGAGCCGGCUAGCGGGGGCGUCGAUGCGACGAUCGGUGAGAGGAUCGUCGAGGGGUUCAGCGAAAACAUGAGCGAGAGUGUAAGGGGAAGCGCUGGCCAGGGGGUCAGCCAGAAGAUAAGUGAGAGGGUUAGUGAGAGGGUCAGCGAGGCGGUUGGCAAAGCGGAGGACGACAUCAGCGAGCGCAUCGGAAGCCGGGUUAGCGAGAGGGUUAGCGGAGGGGUCGAGGAGGAAGCGGAAAGCAGGUUGCGAAACGAGGAGUCAACGUUGGCUGAGCUGGUUGAAGAGAAAGGCCUUGUAGAGACGGAGGUUGACUUGCAGUGGAAGGAUCUGAAGGUUGUGGACGACAACGCUCUUGCGGACGGGGCAUUUGUCGAAGAAGAGGUUUUGGACGAACUCGAGGUGGCAGAAGAAGGCCCUGUAGAAGAAGACGUUGGUUGGGGCCAGGCUGGCGAACAGGAGGUCGGGAGUCAAGACGGCGAGGAACGAGGCCUCGAAAAUGUUGGCAUGGUCGAAACAGAGGAAACUAUAAAGGAGGAGCGCCAGCACUAUUCGGACAGUUUCGGAGAAAGUGUGGGCGCCCAGAUGCCGUCCUCGGGGGGAUCCCCCGAGGAUCUCACGCGCGAGCAGAUUGCACCCGGAGAAAGCGAGUCCAGAGGAACCGACGAACGCGAAACCGCCGCCCAAAUGCUCAGAGACGCCGCCGAAAAGCUGCGGACAGCGGAAGAGGCCUUGUUCGAGAAGAAGAGGACGCUCGAGGAGCGGACACGUGGCGAGAUCGCGGCGCUCGGACGGUCCGCGGACCGGAAGGCGGCCGUCCGGCAGCAGAAGCUGAUGCGGCUGCGGCUGGACGCGGACCUUGCUGACGUGGACAGGGCGCUCGCGAGCAUGCGUGCGGAGUUCGUCCGGCAGCGGCUCGCGUGGGAGCAGGGGUCGGACGCUUCGGCCGUCCGAAGGUUUGGGGAAUCCAACGAUCCGGACGGCGUCACUUCGCGGGCGGUGGAAGAAGAGGGUGCGGCGGCCGGCGCUGACGUCAGUGCUGUCGUCAGCAGUGCAAUUCCUGAAAGUGAGACCAGAAACACAGCUGGGGAGAGCGUUGGCGAGGAGGUUGACACCGAGGUAGGGAGCCAGUCUGCGGCGCAGUGUGGGAGCGGUUCCGGUGUGAGCGAAGAGAUCGAGAGCGGACCGGCGGAAGAAAACGGGUUGGAUCUGAGGGAGGCGGUGGAGAUUAGCGCGACAGCUUUCAGUUCGAUCGCGGUCCGGCGGAUCGAGAUCGAACUAGAGCGGGCGAGGGCGGAGGCGGCGGCGCUGCAGAAAGAGAAACGGGAGAGGGAGAUCCAGGACGAGAUUCAGUGGUUGAACGACGCGGUCACCAAGAAGCGCGCCGCCAUCAUGGCCGCGUCAGCUCCGCCCACGCCCGCCGCCCAAAUCCCCAAACCCUGGGCUCCCCUAGCCGAGGCGCGGCCGCUACCGCCCUUGGAACCCCUGCACGUGUCGGGCAAACCCUUAGAGCCCAGCCAAUCCGCUUCCGCGGCGCACUCUGAACCGACUUCUGUCGCGUACUCCGACUCUUUUCUUGGAGCAGAAUCCGCCGGAAUUGGCAGCAGCCGACGGGAAAGUGACGUACCCAGCGAAGCCCUGUCGGUGGGCGACCAGGACAGGCAGCAGCUCAGCAGCGGGGUCGCCGAAAAAGACGAUUCCGUACGGUAUUCGGACACUUUCGACCAGGCGGGGGAAAGCGAACCGGUCGCUUCCGUGGCGACGGAAAGCGGGGACGGUACAAACGCCCGGUGGGACGAGGAGGUGACUUCAGCGAUGCAGAGGUCUGUGACGUCAGCAAACCGGCACGCGACUGUUGGGAAGGAUUUGACGGACGGCAGGAACGCAGUGCCGGAAGACGACGUCAGAGGGGCGGGUCGUGACGUCACGGGGCGUGUCCUCGACUCGACGGGACUCAGGCAAGAGGCCAGCUGGGGGCAGGUAAUCGAUAUGCACGGGACUGAGGUGCUCGGAAAGGAAGUAAUCAGGGAGAUAACCGGGGAAGUAUCCAAAAACUUAACCGGGGAAGUAACCGGGGAGGAGGAGCUACUGGAAGAGCUGCCGGAGGAGUGGUCGGGGGAGAGCACCGGGGUCGCUCGGGGGGAAGCCGAAAGGGACCAGGCCGUCGAAUCGGCUUCCCUCGAAGUACUCAAUCGGGCAUUCGACGCGUCUCAGAUCUCCGCUGGAGAGCAGUUCCAGGGAGCUGGUUUUGGGGCAGAGGCAGGCCCGGAGAAUCCGGAAAGGGUGCAGGCCGGUGUUGCGAGGCCCGCGGAAAGUCGAGAGGUCCGGCGGUUGAGCGAAGCCGUGGGCAGCGAGCCGGACGAGUACUCGGACAGCUUCGCAAGCGAGGCUGACGCGGAGGACGACGUCAGCAGCGCUCCGAUGCACGACACGUGGCCCGAUGACUUCGCUCGGGAAGGCGGGGAGGAGGCCGACGGAAGCGGCCGGGCAUUAGCGGGGUUGGAAGAUGCGAAAGGUUUGGAGGGGUUAACAAAAGGGUUAGGAAGGUUUGCGGAGGGUUUGGGUGACGAAGUGGGGGCUUGGGAGACGGAAGAGAGUCCGGGGCCAACGGCCAGUGCGUCGAUGUUUGCGACUCUGAAAAGGACUCGGGGGAACGUACUGGGGACGGCCGGGAAAGACGACUUUGCAGAAGUUGAGACCGAAAUUACGGGCGUCGAAGGCUUGGAAGAGGUGGACGAGGAGCUGGAAUUCGACGAGGACGGGUUCGUAAGUGGUAGGGAGGGAGAAGACGGGGCAGAAAAAGGCAGUGCUGCUGUUGGAGGGACGGACAGAACUUCGAUGCGGAAAGGAGAAGAAAGUGCAUCGGCUGAGACUGGAGAUGACAUGGGCAGACUGAGGGGUGUGGGAAAAGAGCGCCUUGUGAAGGCGGCGGACGCCGUUCUAAAGGAUUUGGUCGCGGCCGAGGUCGAAGACGCCACUGCCUCCCCGCCCGUCUCCCCCACACGCCGCAUCCGCACGCGCCUCCUAAACCCCCAAACCUUGCGCGACGGCGAGGGCGCGGGCACGUCGCCGCCCAGCCCGCGCUCCCCCGGGUCGCCCUCCCGCCCCGUUUUCGACAGCGAGGCGCGCUGGAUAAACCCCCAAAACCUCUCGCCGCGAAACUCGCCGCGUUCGUCGCCGCCGCUGCACGUGCCGCUCGGGAUCGGCCCGCUGGGGCCGUUCGAGCAGGACGCGAGCGCGGCCGCGGCGUCGCACUCGCCUCACUCCCCCGACUCGCCCACCCGCCAGAGCCUGCGCGCGUCCUUCGAGGCCGCGCAAAACCCCGAAACCCUGGUCGGCAUGUCGCGGCUGUCGGCGAAAGACUUUGCGGAGCUGAGCCGCGAGUCGCCCCUCCCGGAGGAGCUCGAGGAAGGUUUUGAGGAUUUGGAGCCGAACCCGCUCGCGGUCGAGGGCGACGCGGCCUACGUCGAGGAUUACGUCAGCGAGGUGCUGCGGGUUUCCGGGUUCCUGGAGCCCGGCGCGGCCGCGUGGUACCGCCCGAACCAGCCGCUCGGGUUGGACGUGUUCGUACGCCUGGAGAAGAUGCGUCCGGACGUCCACGACUUCCAGCACAUCUUCAACAAGCUCAUUUUCGACGCCGUGGGCGAGGCGCUGCUGAAGGAGCUGACCCCGUACAAGCCGCGCGAGCCGUUGGAGCGCGCGCCCAAACCCCUUAAACCCCCGCCGGACGCGGCCGCGCUCCUGGCCGCCGUCCGGACCCGGACACUCGCGAUCUUCAAGCGGCGGGCGCCCGUGGGGCCGCUGAAAGAGGAGGCGCUGAGGUUGAUGAUGAAAGAGCAGCCUUGGGUCGGGUUCCCAGAGGAAGAACUAGAGGUGGGCUGCGAAGUUGCGGAUCUGAUGGUGAAUGAUAUGGUCGACGAGGUGGUAGAGCUUCUGCUGCGCGCCCAGCGGGGCAGGCAGUCGAAACGGCAGGCGCUUAUGAAAGCGGGUGGCCGCAGUAGCUUGGGCAUUACCCUUUAGUUUAGGUGCGGAGCCCAACCCAGUGGUGAAAAGUGACGCUCGCUUGCAUGCAGUAACAAAGGAUAUAUGUGCGCAUAUUUCGGACGGUUUGGAUGGCAAUCUGUUGCACCCUGAAACCUUUCUAACUAGAUCGAAAUGCAUACUGAUCUAUCUCGAAC